Molecule: messenger RNA, 1465 nt
Organism: Elephantulus edwardii (Cape elephant shrew)
Lineage: Eukaryota; Metazoa; Chordata; Mammalia; Macroscelidea; Macroscelididae
Gene: NGFR
Product: nerve growth factor receptor
Exons: 6
Coding region: 110-1393 (427 amino acids)
Biological process (GO): Rho protein signal transduction
Cellular component (GO): cell surface; plasma membrane
Molecular function (GO): death receptor activity; coreceptor activity; nerve growth factor binding
Source: RefSeq, a predicted model, not a curated record
AGCGGAGCAGCGGCCAGCUCCGGCGGGCGGACGCUGGAGCGCAGCGCUGCCCUAUCGGUCCGCGGAGCGUCCAGAGCUGGAAGCCGUGCGCGGCUGCGGGAGGCAGGCGAUGGGGGCAGGUGCCGCUGGCCGUGUCAUGGAUGGGCCGCGCCUACUGCUGCUGCUGCUCCUGGGGGUGUCCCUCAGUGGUGCCAACGAGGCAUGCCCCACAGACAUGUACACCCACAGUGGCGAGUGCUGCAAAGCCUGUAACCUGGGUGAGGGCGUGACCCAGCCCUGCGGAGCCAACCAGACCGUGUGUGAGCCCUGCUUGGACAGCGUGACGUUCUCCGACGUGGUGAGCGCCACGGAGCCAUGCAAGCCGUGCACCGAGUGCGUGGGCCUGCAGAGCAUGUCUGCACCGUGCGUGGAGGCAGAUGACGCCGUGUGCCGCUGCGCCUACGGCUACUACCAGGACGAGACGACAGGCCGCUGCGAGGCAUGCCAAGUAUGCGAGGCGGGCUCGGGCCUCGUGUAUUCAUGCCAGGACAAGCAGAACACCGUGUGCGAGGAGUGCCCCGACGGCACCUACUCCGACGAGGCCAACCACGUGGACCCGUGCCUGCCCUGCACCGUGUGCGAGGACACGGAGCGCCAGGUGCGCGAGUGCACGCGCUGGGCCGACGCCGAGUGCGAGGAGAUCCCUGGCCGUUGGAUUACACGGGCCACCCCUCCAGAGGGUUCAGACAGCCCAGAACCCACCACCCAGGAGCCAGAGGGACCUCCAGAGCUUGACCCCAUGGCCAGCACUGUGGCAGACAUGGUGACCACAGUAAUGGGCAGCUCCCAGCCCAUGGUGACCAGAGGCACCACUGACAACCUCAUCCCUGUCUAUUGUUCCAUCCUGGCCGCUGUGGUUGUGGGCCUCGUGGCCUACAUUGCCUUCAAGAGGUGGAACAGCUGCAAACAGAACAAACAAGGAGCCAACAGCCGUCCAGUGAACCAGACGCCCCCACCUGAGGGUGAAAAACUCCACAGUGACAGCGGCAUCUCUGUGGACAGCCAGAGCCUGCACGACCAGCAGCCCCACACGCAGACAGCUGCAGGCCAGGCGCUCAAGGUUGAUGGAGGCCUCUACAGCAGCCUGCCCCCGGCCAAGCGCGAGGAGGUGGAGAAGCUGCUCAACGGCUCUGCGGGUGACACAUGGAGGAACCUGGCGGGCGAGCUGGGCUACCAGCCGGAGCACAUAGACUCCUUCACCCAUGAAGCCUGCCCGGUCCGUGCCCUGCUUGCCAGCUGGGCCGCCCAGGACAGCGCAACGCUCGACGCCCUCCUGGCUGCCCUGCGCCGCAUCCAGCGAGCUGACAUUGUCGAAAGCCUGUGCAGCGAGUCCACUGCCACGUCCCCCGUGUGAGCCCAUGGGACCCCCCCGUCCUGCCCCCACAUUCUGACUGAUGCUCCAGCCCACCCCACGGAGCACGCAGCC